Lates calcarifer (barramundi perch) is the source of this 2311-nucleotide messenger RNA. Its product is annotated as serine/threonine-protein phosphatase 4 regulatory subunit 2. Bases 107 to 1375 code for a protein of 422 amino acids. Gene Ontology annotation, biological process: protein dephosphorylation. The record is from RefSeq and is a predicted model, not a curated record. Gene Ontology annotation, cellular component: nucleus; cytoplasm; protein phosphatase 4 complex. The transcript has 9 exons. Gene Ontology annotation, molecular function: protein phosphatase regulator activity. NCBI's taxonomy places the organism in Eukaryota, Metazoa, Chordata, Actinopteri, Centropomidae.
GUCACAGCAGACAUGCGCAGUCCUCACUGCCACCAGCUUUGUUGGGUUGCUACCUGCUACUGCUAACUAGCAAGUAUUUCCUGCCAGCCAGUGACUGGACACCGAUAUGGACAUCGACGCGUUAUUGGAAGCAUUUCAAGAUUUUGAGAAGAAAGGGAAGAAAGAGACCUGUCCUGUACUAGAACAAUUCCUGUGUCAUGUUGCCAAGACAGGGCAGCCACUACUUGCAUUUCCAAUAUAUUCCAGGAUCCCGUGGUCCCAGUUCAAAACGUACUUCAUGUUUAAGUUGGAAAAAGUCAUGGAUGAUUUCCAUGCUUCAACACCAGAACAGAGAGGACCACAUAAUCCCAAUGUAGAGUAUGUUCCCUUCGAAGAGAUGAAGAAGAGGAUCUUAAAAAUAGUGGAUGGUUAUAAUGGAAUCCCAUUCACUAUCCAGCGUCUGUGUGAACUGCUUAUGGACCCCAAGCGCAACUACACAGGGACAGACAAGUUUCUCAGGGGUUUGGAGAAGAAUGUAAUGGUGGUCAGCUGUGUGUAUCCCACAUCAGAGAAAAAUGGGGCAUCCAGUGUAAACAGAAUGAAUGGAGUGAUGUUUCCUGGUAACUCUCCACUAUAUUCAGACAGUCGAAAUGUAAAUGGACCAGGCACACCGAAACCACUCAACAGACCAAAGUUAUCAUUGUCAAGUUCACUUUCCACCAACGGGCUCCCUGACUGUCCAGUCAGCAAAGAGCCAGAGCCAACAACAGAGGACACUGAGGAGCAUCAUAUCAGUGAUUCCUCGCUAUCAGAGGGUGAAAUCUCACCAAACAGUGGGAUAAAGAACAAACACCCAGAGGAGGAGGAAGAAGAGGAUUCUGAUGCUAACAAGCAAGAGGUCAAGAGGCUCAAGUUUGAGGAAAAGGAAGAGGAUGAAACGGAAAGUGAAGGAAAAGAGUCAUCUUGUCAUAAAGGGUCAGAGAGCUUGUCAGAGACACCGGAGUCUUCAAAAGACUCUUGUGGUCAAGAGUACAAGAGUGGAACAUCUUGUGACACACCUUCUGUUUCAGAGGACCAUGAGCCCAGUAGCACACAGACAGAAACCUCUGAAAGGGAAGGAGAAGACACAUCUGAGACAGGAGAUGUCCACAGUCAGCAGAAUGACAGCAUUGUGGAGCAACCUGACCUGCCAGCUCCAUCAGAGAAGAAUACAAGCUUUGAGCAGGACAAUGGGGAGAGCAGCAGCAGCAGCAGUGGCAUGAGUGACGGAGAAGGCCUGCCCAGCGACAAGCAGGUUGCCUCUUCUUCUAGUAAUUCACCAGACAUGUCAACAGAGGGCGAUGCUGACAAUUCAAACAGCACAGAGACUGCAAUAGAGCCUGGGGAACAUGACUAACUCAAAGCCCCGCCUGCCAACUGACUGUUUUUUUUACACUGUAUGAUACCACACCAAGGGUAUAACUGUAGCACUGUGGACCUUUAGACUUCACGACCAGGAGCGAUGUGGACCCUGAGAUUCCUCACAGAAGGAUCUUUUUGUCCUCCUACGUCGUUUCAGCUACUCAAGGCUACACAUCACCUGGUCUUUAAACUAGAAGAAAAUGAUUCAAAGAAGAUUAUGGAGACUCAGCUUUUUUCACUGUUGACUAAAAGUUUUUCUAAUCUUUUUUCCCUGAUUUUUAUAUCUCAGCAUUUUAAUUUAACCUUGAUAACUGAUGUAUUCCAUCAUUUCAUUAUUCAUUAAUCAUUUGGCAUGAAGAUACAUUUGACAGUUUGGGUUGUAGUUUGGCCUAAGCAUAGUUGUUUGUUGCUUUGACUCUGAUGAAUGUGUCUUUCUCCAGGUGAAUGAGGAAGCCUGCCAUUACGAAUGCAAAGCAAAACUUCACGGAUGUCUGUUUGCUUUUUGAAGCACAUACCUGAAAAUGUCUUUCUUAUUAACAUUAUGUUGCAUUUGUUAGCAGUGACUCUUUGAAGGAUGUAGAAAAUAUCACAAUUUUGUUUUGUCACUGUAUGAAGCCCAUAUUAACACACAAUAUUGCCAGUAGUAACCAGUUUGGUGAGAUAGAAUAUCAAUUUGGCUCAAGGGAAGCCGUUUUCUGCACCAAACUCUGUCAACAGAACACAAGGUACUUUUACACUUUCUGUAUGUCAUACCUUAGUUGUACAGCUGUCCCUUUUGAUAGCUAGAAUUUUUACAGUACAUAUCUGUAAAUCAGUUUUUGUAGACUUGUAAUACGUGUCCACUGCCUUCGUAAAACUGAUAAUCGCUGGAAAUUGAAUGCUUGAGCUUGUAUCAUAGUAUUCAUGGAAAGCAAUAAAUGCUAAAACUUAA